AUGUUCAUGCUUUCAAAAAAUAAAAUUAUAAAUGCAAUAUUUUAGUUGUAAAAUAGCUUUGAAAAAAAAGAUAAAGAACAAAUAGAAAGAAUCAUUUUCAAUUCUCCUAGCGAAGAAGAAUGGGAUUAGUUUAGACAAGUUUAAUAAAAUAUUAGAAGCUUGUAUUUGAGAAGCUUCAAAUAGAAAAUUUAGUUAAUCAUUAGCAAUUUUACCUCUUUAAAAUAGCUCUUUUGGGAUUGUGGAGAUAAUAAUGAUGAAGAAUAAAUUCCUAAAAGCAUUUGUAUGGGAUUAAGGAACAUGAAAAACUUGUGCGAGCUAGUUCUUAAAUUCAAUUCUUUCUCAAUUUUGCAAGAAAACUUUUUUAAAGAUUUGUUUCUUGGGAAUUUGCAGCAAGUAGGAACAUUUAAUAAAUUAGCAAUUCAAUUUGAUAAAUGCAGCUUUUCGCAAGCUAAUAUAGAUGAUUUAGCUGAUAAUUUAGUUUUUCUGUAAAACUUAAAGCAUUUAAGUAUUUAAUACCAUCCAUAAUGCAAUGAUGAACUCUCCUUUUUUUAAAAAAUAUGGUUGGCAAUUAGCUCAUUAAAUAUUUUAGAAUCAUUAAGCAUUGAUUUAGGUUUUUAACCUUAAUAAUUUAGUUAAGAAGUAGAUUUUUAAAUGGCAUUAAAGGAUAAACCAAUUUGUAAUUCAUUAAAAUAUUUAAGGUUGUUCAUGGUAGAGACAACUUAAAGUGAAGACUAGUAUAAAUUAUUUAAGUCUUUGUGUGAAUUUAAGAAGCUAGAAAUUUUUGUAUUCGAGCAAGAAAUUCACGCUUAUUUAAAAUAAAUAGAUGAUUUAUUAGCUUUAUUGCUAUAGAAUAAUAAAGAAACAAUUAAAAAAUUGGAUUUGUCUUUAUAUGAAUUUGAAGCUGCAAGUUUUGCUGAAAGUGAAGACAAUUUAGAUGAAGCAGAAAGAAUGCCAUUUAAGUUUUUAGAUUAAAUAAAAUACCUAUAGAAUCUAGAAAGACUCAAAAUAGUUUCUAAUUUAUUUACAGAUUUUAACUCUCUUAAAACUCUAACGGAGAAUGCUAAAUAAUGUAAAUUUCUGAAUUAAUUUUAUUUAGAAUAUGAUAUUACUCCGUUUGACGAUUUAGAAUUAGCUCAAUAUAGGAAAAUAUUUGAUGACUUGAUGAACGUACCAUACUUGAUCAAUUGCUUUGCUGAUGAUAAAAUUCGCUCGUAUUAAGCCAGGUCAUUUAAAAAAACAACUUUAGAGGUUUUUGAUGUAGAUGGUUCUAUUACAAAUUAUUUUGACCCAUUUACAAUUUCAAAAAUUUAUAAAAAAUAUGAGAAAUAACUGCAAUUAAAUCAAAUUUCUAUUGAAAAACUCAAAAAUAUUUUUAAUUAGAAUUUUAUUAACAAAAGCAUAUCAAUGCAAGAUUUAAUUACUCUUUAAAUACCACCAUAAUAAAACUAAACAAAUUAAUAAUUUGGAAGUUUAUAAAAUAUAGAAUAAAUUGCAAAUUAUAGUUGCUCAUCUUCAAAUACUUUCUAUUCUGAAGAAGGUGAAAGUUAUUCCUUUUCUUCUGAUGAAAGCAAUUAGAAAUCUCGUUGCUGUUUAAUUGUCUAAAAGUAUCUCCAAGAAAAAGUGACAUAAAUUUUAUAGAUUCAUAUUUUUAAAGAUUAAAUAGAUCUUGGAUUAAAAGAAACAUUAGGAGAUUUAUCUUUAAUAAAGUAUUUAUAUUGGGAUUUAUAUAUUUGA
Molecule: messenger RNA, 1734 nt
Organism: Tetrahymena thermophila SB210
Lineage: Eukaryota; Ciliophora; Oligohymenophorea; Hymenostomatida; Tetrahymenidae
Exons: 1
Source: RefSeq, a predicted model, not a curated record